AUGGCCGGGUUUCUAGGAGGAGCGGGGCGGGGGCGGAUGCGGACAAGCGCUGCCGCCGCCGAGGAGCCGGGCGUGCCGAGCCGAGGCGAGGCGGGCGGCAGAGCGGGAAGAAGCUCCGGCAUGGCCACGGCCACGGGGCGCUUCGGCGUGUGGGACUAUGUGGUGUUCGGGGCCAUGCUGCUCAUCUCCGCCGUCAUCGGCGUGUAUUACGCCUUCGCGGGCGGCGGGCAGAAGACCUCCAAGGACUUCCUGAUGGGCGGGCGCAGCAUGAGCGCCCUGCCCGUGGCGCUGUCCCUCACCGCCAGCUUCAUGUCGGCCGUCACCGUGCUGGGCACCCCGGCCGAGGUGUACCGCUUCGGCGCCGUCUUCUGCGUCUUCGCCGUCACCUACCUCCUGGUGGUGCUGGCCAGCGCCGAGCUCUUCCUGCCCGUCUUCUACCGCCUGGGCAUCACCAGCACCUACGAGUAUUUAGAGCUUCGAUUUAAUAAAUAUCUGCGUCUCUGUGGGACAUUCCUCUUCAUUAUACAAACGAUCUUGUACACCGGAAUUGUUAUUUAUGCGCCAGCUCUGGCACUAAAUCAAGUCACAGGAUUUGAUCUGUGGGGUGCAGUGGUUGCCACUGGAGUGGUCUGUACAUUCUAUUGCACGCUGGGUGGUUUAAAGGCUGUUGUCUGGACAGAUGUUUUCCAAGUUGGGAUCAUGGUAGCUGGGUUUUCAUCUGUGAUUAUACGGUCUGUGGUGGUUCAAGGGGGAAUCCAACGCAUUCUAAAUGAUUCCUAUGAUGGAGGAAGAUUAAACUUCUGGGACUUUAAUCCCAAUCCCUUGCAAAGACACACCUUUUGGACAAUUAUUAUAGGUGGGACCUUCACCUGGACUGGAAUAUAUGGGGUCAACCAAGCUCAAGUUCAGAGAUACAUUGCCUGCAAAACCAGAUUCCAAGCAAAACUGUCUCUCUAUAUAAACUUGGUAGGACUCUGGGCGAUUCUCACCUGUGCAGUGUUCUCGGGAUUAGCUCUGUACUCGAUUUACAAGGAUUGUGACCCAUGGACAGCAAAGAAGGUGUCAGCACCAGACCAGUUAAUGCCAUACUUGGUACUGGAUAUUCUGCGAGACUUUCCAGGCGUGCCAGGGCUGUUUGUGGCUAGUGCCUACAGUGGGACAUUAAGUACAGUAUCCUCCAGCAUCAAUGCUUUAGCUGCUGUCACCGUCGAGGAUCUCAUUAAACCUUACUUCAAAUCACUCUCUGAACAGAAAUUGUCUUGGACUUCCAAGGGGAUGAGUCUGUUUUAUGGUGGACUCUGUAUUGCUAUGGCUGCUUUGGCAUCCCUGAUGGGAGGUUUGUUGCAGGCAGCUCUCAGUAUUUUUGGCAUGGUUGGUGGCCCUCUUCUAGGUCUGUUUUCUCUGGGAAUCCUUUGCCCCUUCACAAAUCCCCUGGGCGCAUUUAUAGGCCUUCUAAGUGGCUUCGUUGCAUCUCUCUGGGUUGGAAUUGGAGCUCAGAUUUAUCCUCCUCUCCCUGAGAGGACUAUGCCAUUAAACCUUACAACUAUAGGCUGUGAGACAGAAACAUUAGGCAACUGGACUGCAACAACGGCGAUGCCAGUUUUAACAACACUCUCACAUGCUCCAGUCACAGAAAGACCGGUUCUAGCUGAUCACUGGUAUUCCUUGUCCUAUCUGUACUUCAGCACACUUGGGACUCUGGUCACAAUAGCAGUGGGAAUAAUUGUCAGCCUUUUAUCAGGAGGAAGGAAGCAAAACAUUGACCGUAAAUUCCUGCUGACCAAAGAGGACUUCCUGUCCAACUUUGCAUUUUCUAAACCUGAGAAAAAGGAGAAAGUGGAAGUUUUGAACUGGAAAGUUCACAAUCUGGCAGAUGAAGGAAUCGACAAUCCUGCUUUCAACCAUAUUGAAAUGAAUUUCACAGACAAUAAAGAGAAAGUCAAUGGCAUUCAUAUAUGACCUGGUGCCAUGGAGCUCUUACCUACAAACACUUUAGUUGCUGUGUUGAAGACAUUGCUGGCAUUUCUGGAAAUAAUUAAUUUACCUACCAUACCUCUGGUUAUAUGCAAGAAUCCUUACCAUGCUCCAUGUCUUCACCACAUUGGAAUAACGUUAAGAUUAAGAAGAACUUCAAAA
Messenger RNA from Gavialis gangeticus (Gharial), 2136 nucleotides. RefSeq names its product solute carrier family 5 member 8 (gene SLC5A8). Gene Ontology annotation, cellular component: membrane. Lineage: Eukaryota; Metazoa; Chordata; Crocodylia; Gavialidae. Gene Ontology annotation, biological process: sodium ion transport; propanoate transmembrane transport. Bases 1 to 1959 code for a protein of 652 amino acids. The record is from RefSeq and is a predicted model, not a curated record. The transcript is spliced from 16 exons. Gene Ontology annotation, molecular function: organic acid:sodium symporter activity.